Cyprinus carpio (common carp) is the source of this 5326-nucleotide messenger RNA. Its product is annotated as dual specificity mitogen-activated protein kinase kinase 7. Gene Ontology annotation, biological process: protein phosphorylation. Gene Ontology annotation, molecular function: ATP binding; protein kinase activity. The record is from RefSeq and is a predicted model, not a curated record. Lineage: Eukaryota; Metazoa; Chordata; Actinopteri; Cypriniformes; Cyprinidae.
AAAAGUGAAUUCAUGUCAUUUACCUUACAAUAGUAUAUGUAAAAUAACAGUACAUCAAGACAGAGUGUCCUGUGACAAAAUGACAGAUCAAGAUCUGAAUUUAGCGUCGCUGGAGGGCGUCUGGAGGCGCUGUGCUCCGCUCGGCCGCCGCUAGCGGGCAGUGAGUUGCGGCGCUUGAUGGUGCUGCUGAAGUUUUCAAGAUGUCGUCGCUGGAGCAGAGACUCUCCCGAAUCGAGGAGAAGCUCAAGCAGGAAAAUAAAGAAGCCCGCAAACGAAUCGACCUGAGCAUCGACGUGAGCCCGCAGCGGACGCGUCCGAGGCCAAUCAUCGUGAUCCAGCUCAGUCCAGCUCCAGCCCCCUCCCAGCGCGCAGCCCUACAGCUGCCAUUGGCCAACGAUGGAGGAAGUCGCUCGUCCUCCUCAGAAAGCUCUCCUCAACACCCCUCGUACCCUAGCAGACCCCGACAAAUGCUUACGCUUCCCACCCCAACCUACAGCCUACAGAAGAGCCUGGAGAAUGCUGAAAUUGAUCAGAAGUUGCAGGAAAUCAUGAAACAAACAGGAUAUCUGAAGAUUGAUGGACAGCGUUACCCUGCAGAGGUGACGGAUCUGAUCAGUGAAGGGGAGAUCGGCAGUGGAACCUGUGGACAGGUGUUUAAAGUUCGCUUUGAGAAGACUGGCCAUGUCAUCGCAGUUAAGCAAAUGAGGAGGACGGGUAAUAAAGAUGAGAAUAAGAGAAUCCUCAUGGAUCUAGAUGUUGUGUUGAAGAGUCAUGACUGUCCGUACAUCAUUCAGUGCUUUGGAGCAAUUGUCACCAAUACGGAUGUGUUCAUUGCCAUGGAACUAAUGGGGACAUGUGCAGAGAAGCUGAAGAAGCGGAUCCAGGGGCCCAUACCAGAGGCCAUUCUGGGAAAGAUGACCGUGGCCAUUGUUAAGGCUCUGCUUUAUCUAAAAGAGAAACAUGGUGUCAUUCACCGAGACGUGAAGCCAUCUAAUAUCCUGUUGGAUGCCAAAGGGCAGAUCAAACUGUGUGAUUUUGGCAUUAGUGGCCGACUGGUAGAUUCUAAGGCCAAAACUCGCAGCGCCGGCUGUGCUGCAUACAUGGCGCCUGAGAGAAUAGAUCCUCCAGACCCCAGUAAACCCGACUAUGACAUCAGAGCUGACGUCUGGAGUCUUGGCAUUUCUCUGGUGGAGCUAGCCACGGGACAGUUUCCGUACAAGAACUGCAAGACAGACUUUGAGGUUCUCACCAAAGUUCUGCAAGAGGACCCGCCGGUCCUUCCUCUCAGCAUGGGCUUUUCCCCUGACUUUCAGUCCUUCGUCAAAGACUGCCUCACAAAGGAUCACAGAAAAAGGCCAAAAUACCACAAGCUGCUUGAGCACAGUUUUAUCCGUCGUUAUGAAGUGUCAGAAGUACACGUGGCGGGCUGGUUCCAGACGGUGAUGGAGCGCACAGAGUCUCCUCGCAGCAGCCAGUGCUUCAGCCAUCACCAGCUCCACUCUCUCUUCAGCAGGUAGCCAGGCGGAGACUGAGAGGAACGGAGGGAUGUCGGGAGAGAAAGAAUGAUGCGAUUUUGAGAGGUUGAUUUAAAGAGACAGGUGGACAGGCUUGAAAUAUAAAUCAUGUAAAUGAAAAAGACAGGAUGGAGUGGCAAUGGACCGUUUGAGAGCGAGAAAUGGCUGAAACAAAAGAGAGAAUGUUCAGUUGGGAGUUUGACUGAUCGACAGACAAUCCUGGGCAGGUUUGAUGUAAAUCUGAAAUCUUUUUGUCCUUUUCAUCCACCCAUCGAACAGGAUGGACCAUUGCAGUCUAACACAGUCACAUACAUUUACGGUAACACACUGUUUCACUAAACCACGAUCACUGACUGCCGUAUAAAGGUUAGCCGCAAGAGUAAACGUACAGUCCGUUCACUUCGAAAUCCAAAUCCUCCGUAGCCCCUUACUCAGGGACUGAACAGAGUAGUCGAACAACACUGUGCAAUGGUGUGUGUGUGUGUGUGUGUGUGUGUGUGUGUUAUCCGUUUAUCAGUCCUAGCUCUUCACUUUCCUGUACGGUUUAAGUACACUUAGCCAUUAGGCAAAUCUAAGCAAAUAGAAGUUAGCUAGAUAAUAGCUGUGUGAUAUAUGUUUUAUAGAAGUAUUCUUUUGCUAGCAAGCAUCAGCAGAUAUUUCAGUAAAUGUAAUGUGUACUUAAAGAGUAAGUGAUUCUUAGUCGCAGAGUUUCUAAUCCUUGGUGUUUAGCUUGUUAUAACUAGUUUGGUCUGGAAUUUCAUAUAUUGAAAAUAGACGUAUUGGCUAAGAAAAGUUGAAUAUUAAGAUAAAACUAGUGAUUGACCGAUAAGAUGAAGUGCGUAUCCCAAUUUAAUAUGCAGAGACAACUAUAAAUGACCAGUUUGUUUGAGAAGCCUGACUCGGCGACAUUGGUUAAACCAAUAGUGUAAAUUUGGGGCGGGACUAUCUCUUUUGUCUGACCAAUGGCAGACGGGGGAAUUGUUCUUAUAACGUUGGUGUUUGUGUAAUUCCGUUAUGCUAGUCUUCAGAAAUUACACACUUCAUUUUCAUUGGCUGAUGACGAUAUCUAGAAACGCCUCUGUUCAUCGGCCAAUGGCGAUAAUCUCAAAAUGGCCAAAUAUUGGACUAUGUAUCGGUCUAUCACUAGAUAAAACACAAAAAAAUUAGCCCAGAAUGUGUAAAGUCAUACACAGUGCACACCUCAGGAAGACAAGUGUUAGAAAUGGGUAUUUUAACAAGAUUUAGCUGUGUGCUUCAGUCUUAGAGUGAGGAAGAAACUGUAAUCAAGUCACCAGAAGCAUAGAUGAGAGAUGUUGUCAUAGUCACUCAGAGUGGUGUUGAGAGACAAGCGGGGGAGUUUCUGCAGUGAGAGCAGUUCGUUUAGAGCAUUUUCUCAACGAGAAUGGAAAAAAAAUGGCUUGUUUUGUGAGUGGAACAUUUCUGCUCUGAUUCACCCGACAACCGUUCAUCAUUUCAUUCUCUUCGCCGUUCUCUUUUUCUCAUGAGCAUUUGAGUUCCUGCAAACCAAAGCUUUUUAUUUAUUUUUAAUUUUUUUGAUAGCACUGCUUUUUUUCUGCCAAGCCGUUGUUCUCAGAGGAUUUCAGCACCUGCUCGUGGGUUGUGCUGGAGAUGUUCAGCGACUUUCACAACCAAAGCUGUAGAGUUUGAGAUUCACUGCUUUAAAAAGCCAAAAUCACCGCUAGACUGUGUGAGAAAGAGUGCGGGAAGAAAAAGAAAAUAUGCAAAAGAUGUAGAUGGUAACGGUACGUUGAGACAGGAAGUAUGGUGAUAUAUAAGGGACUGAAGAGAGCGUAAUGAGCGUAGCAGAGGAAAUAACGGGAUGGGAGGGGAAAAUUGGAGGAAGGCAUAUAGAAAGUAUUAAAGAAAGUCUCCAGUGAAGUCUUAUUGAAAGUAUUGGCUCAUUUUUAGAGGCUGACAGUUAACAGGUGUUGGUUGUUUUCUCGAUCAUUGUGUUGAGCUAGCUGGAUGUUGCAUAAAAGCUUUCAAUUGUUUUGAACCAAUGUACCAAUUUUUAUUUUUGGGGGGGUUAAUUAGUUUGUGUUGUUAUGCAUCUUACUGUUUUUCAUUAUCCUUGAAACUUUGUUUGCUAUUAUUAUUAUUACUAUUAUUAUAUUUAUUUAUUAUCUUACUUGCUGCUACUGUUUACUUUAGAUGCUGCUGUCAAUGAUUAUAUUCCCCAAAGGAAAAUCCUUUUUCUUUUUUUUUUUUACCAAAUGCAUAAAACACUGCAAUGUCUACACAUUUACCAAAUACGAAAAUAAUUUAGGUGUAAAAUGCAUAAUGUCAUCCUUUAAGAGGCAAAGAGAAAGCAAGUGAGGAAGUGAAGAAAAUUGAGAAUAUAUAGACCUAUAUCUAUAUUUAUAUCUAGUUUUGUUUUUGAAACUAUGCCACUAUGCCAACCUCACACAAACAUCACCGCUCACUGUAGGCAACUAAUUAGAAUGACUUCCAGUUAUUUGUACAAAAUAAUAGACACCAGCUGGUAAUAUCUAUAUAUAUUUGAGCUAGAUUCCUUUGUUACACCGUUAGCUGCAGAUCACGCAGGCAGAUAUGUUCGUAAUCGUCCUCCUGUGUCCGUCCUGCGGUGGAUGAAUUCAUGAGUUUUAUUCGAAUCAAACUCAUCAGUUGUAAUACGUUCUCCUCUUCAAAUAUUUUGUCUGUUUUGGUUGUGCUAUUGUUAAUUUGACUAUUCAUUAAACACAUUUUUAGGCAAGGAAGACUAGAGAUUUUGCCCCAAAUACAGCGGUUUGCAGAUUCCUUUGGGAUCCAAUCAUGAUCGCCAUUUUGGAAGUCCAUUAGUUUUCCAAUGAAUUGGAUUUGACAAAUCAAACAAAAAGUCCGAAAAUGUCAAAUGCUUUGUUUUUCCUAACACUAUAUUCAACAACGAGCUGCAACUAUUUACCUCCCAAUAGUUUCUUCACUCCAAAUAGAAUCUCUAACAGGAUUCUUGCUGUCGACAUAACACUGAUUUCCUGUUUGGUGUUGAUGUUCAUCACAGAUACUGUGGUGCCUGCCUGUCUGUCUGUCCGUCAUUCUCUCAGUAGACCUUAUAGAUACGACUGCAGCAUUACACACCAAAGGUGUCAUCAAUAAAACAGAUUCAAACCAGUGGCGUUGUCAUUAGGAUGAUUAUUGUUAUACUAGAUGAUGCUGGAUUGUUAUUCUGAGGACCUCGGAUGAGGGAUCUACAGCUUCAUGGAUGUAAUUUCCUGUGAGACAGUGGCGGGUCACCCUUCACUGUUGGGGUUUUAUUUUGCUCACAUGCACCUCUAUGGAAAUAUGAUCUGAGAUGCUAAUCUAUAAGGAUUCUGCUUUGUUUAAAGUGUACUUCCAUUCACUGUUUUCUGGCACUAUUCUAAUUUGUUUUUCAUUUGAAAUUAUUAUUUUUUUAUUUGCUUUUAAUCGAUUCAGAUAUCAAAGCAUCAGUUCUUUAUGUGUGUGUGUGUGUGUUUUGAUUUUCUGAAAAAGGCAUUUCUGUGAAUAGGACAGAGAUAUUGAACCCAUUUCUGCUGACGGUAGUUGUACACGCCCCAAACACCAACUAAACCAGUGCGUGCUGCGGUUUCAUUAGUUAUUGUUCGUCACUUGUGUGUGUGUGUGUGUGUGUGUGUGUGUGUGUGUGUUGCAGCAUCACUGUUAUUUUUGGAGUGUGUGCUCAGGCGUGUACUUUGCCGUCAUGUUGUUUGAGUCUUUAUUGCUUUCUAGAAUUGUUGUUGUUGUUAUUAUUUUGUUAAAUUAUCAUGUUGCCCCAUCUGUAAUUAAACCAAAUACUCACUAUGCAGUCACUCGAA